CAGGGCUCGAGCUCGAGAGGAGUCACAGGGAAAAAGUGGUGAAGACAAAGGAGUUCGCGGUGUUUAGUCAAGUCGCGGUGCUUCUGUCCAGUUGCUGGGCCAGUUUGUAAGAGCGGGGUGUGACGGCAGCGCCAGGAAGCGACUCGGUUUCCACAGAUUGCUGAGCAUCAUAUCCUGACUGCGUCUGCUCCAGAGGCUAAUGGUCGGUGUCAGCAAACCCAGUGAUGGAAAGAACUGCAAAGCUCCAGGCUUUUGGGGACUGGAUGUAAUGAGCUGCCAUCGCCGGCACCCAGAGGAUGGACUAGGAAAGAAUGCUGACACAGCCAAGAUGCCUUUUUGAUUUAGGUGUUGUCGUUGAUUGUCAUUUGCCCAAGGAGGUGUUAGCAGAGUUUGGGGUUUGGCCGCUGUGCCCUCCCCUCGGCCGAUCAUUCUUCCCAUCAAUUAUUCAGAGGAAGCAGUUGUUUCUGUUUUAGUCACAGGUCUCAUUUACCUUGCAGCCGCCCCCCCCGCCUUCCACACAGUCUCACAGACUAGCCCCUCUCUUCCAAACGGCUGAGAGGUUGUCAUGGCGAUGGUUGUCAUGAUGCAGAUGUAGCAUUCUGAAGGUGGAAGUGGUGGAGGAGGGAGUCGGAGACCAGCAAUGGGGAGUGCACCAUGUCCAGCUGGGGAGUGGAAGGGCAAGGGAAGAGGUGGCCUCCAGGAUCUUGGUUGCAUGCCGUGGAAGGUCAGCAAGCAGAAAGGUGGAGAGGAGGAUUUGCGAGCCGAGGAGCAGAGGUGUCGUGAUCCCAGGGACUCUCAGCAGAUGCAGGAUCUCUCUUCCUCCUCGUCCUCCUUCACCCAACCAGCACCACUUCAACCCGCUUUGACACCACCGGCUAUUUAUCAUGAGAAGCAGCGGAGGGAACUGUGUGCCUUGCACGCCCUCAACAACGUCUUUCAGGAUGGCUCGGCCUUCAGUCGGGACACGCUACAGGAGAUCUACCAGAGGCUUUCUCCCAGCACACUGGUGACUCCUCACAAGAAGAGCAUGCUGGGAAAUGGAAACUAUGACGUUAAUGUCAUCAUGGCCGCGCUGCAGACGCGAGGGUUUGAGGCUGUUUGGUGGGAUAAAAGAAGGGAUGUUGGCAGCAUCGAGCUGUCCAACGUGACUGGCUUUAUUCUGAACGUGCCAUCCAACCUUCGCUGGGGCCCUCUGCGGCUGCCGCUCAAGCGCCAGCAUUGGAUUGGGGUACGAGAGGUGGGCGGGGUCUAUUAUAACCUGGACUCCAAAUUGCGAAGCCCUCAACAAAUCGGUUGUCCAGAUGAGCUCAGGAAGUUUCUCCGCCAGCAGCUUCGAGGCAAGAACUGUGAACUUCUGCUGGUGGUCUCAGAGGAAGUGGAAGCCCACCAUACGUGGCGCUCUGACAGCUAAAAGGUGCACCAAGCCAAUGGCAGAGCGACGAGGAGACAGAAUCCAGUCUUUUGGACGCUUGCUGAAGUAUUCCUUCUUGGGUUUUGUUUACACAACCUUUGCUGGACUUUCAGUAAUAAAAAAAAACAAAAAAACAACACGCUUUACAGGGAGAACCCAAAAAUCGCAGUCCUUUACCGUACCACGAUUAUAUAAAGAUAUCUAUAUAUAUAUAUACAUAUAGACUAUUUUUCAGUGUCAUUAAGAACUGUUUGAUUUUUCCAGCAACAGUUUCCAAAGUCAUGCAGGCUGUGUAUCAGUGAUGACUCACUGACGUGUCUUUAUCCUUCACUUUCACCAAAGCGUGCUCUUCUCCUUCAUCUCACUUGUCAAUCACAGUUCAAGGUUCGAGCCAGUUCCCAAAGUCUCCCCAGUGAACUGGACUCCUGUUUUGCAACAGUGCAAUGCAACAGCCAGCACUCCCUGUAGUAGACAACUUCAGUCAAGCUUCUGUUUUCUCCAGUGAUACUGUGCUACGUCCUCUCAUAAGAAGUUACACUGAAAAUAGAGGUCAAGUCCACAGCCAUGUGCUCCGUCACCUACAAGCUACAAACUCUAGGCAAGUACAUUUCUGUUUUGUUUACCAGAGAGCCUGAAGAGAUUCAUCACCCGGACCUGAAGCUCAGUUUUGUACACUGCAGCUAUUAAUCCUUGUAUGUUCUUCCUUGUUUUUUUUGUUUUGUUUUGCAACAACAAGUCUUUAAAGGCAAAAAUGACACUACCUAUUGUGCACUAAGUGGAAAAAGCAAAGUAAGCAGUUGCUUGAAAACACGUCUGUCUUCACGCCAAACCCCAUACAAUUAACUUAGCAGCACAUGCCUCGGCAGGAAGAGAGCACAUGGUGCAACCUCAUCUGAACACAGGUUGUUUGAUGAGAGAACAAAAUCACCAAGGUACAAAUAGCGUUUUUCCUUAGGAGAUGUAGGAGGAUUCAUUUUAUUCCAGUUAAAGCCACACUCACAUUUAAAACUGGAAGUGAAGGUCAAACCAUUUUGGGUGGAAGUUAUCGGGUGAAAAGUGGAAAAUGACUCGAAGAACCCUUUUCAGAUGGAGGUUCUUGACUGACUUAAGAUUUUGCCAAUGUAGCCGAAGCGUCCUGUUUACCUGACUAGUACUAUAAUGACUAUAAACAGGUCUGUUGUUUGUCCCGGAGCUAUGGCCUUAUUGCACAUUGAACGAGUGAGCCAGUAGCCUUACAGCGUUUUCUAAGCUCCUGAAACUAUUUUGUACUUCAUUCAGCCUCUGGUUAUACAAUGCUUUAUGAAUAUUCUAAACCAAAUAUGGGAAAAUGCUAGCAGCGUCUUUUUUGAGUGUAAAAUCUGAACUCUGACACUAUCACCUUGUUGUGAGCUCACGUGAGUCCAUGGUGGUCUUUCGAGGUUCAGAUAGGUGGGGUUUAGUUCAAGUUGUCACAGCGGCGAUUAAAGGCUCCAGAACAACCGUAUGGUAUUGUGAGUGCUGGAAACCACAGAUGAUGCUGUGCUGAAGGAAGUUUUCAGGAGGUGGAGUUGAGGGGAAUUUACAGCCUGUUGAGCUAAGGAAAGAAGUCAUGUUUGCCUCGACGUGUUUCGCUUGUUGUUGAAUGACGAGCCAGUUUUUGGGAUUUGCUGAAAAACACUUUUAUAUUUGUCAUUCUAAUGACAACCAGCCUUAACUUGUGUACAUUGGGUGUUCAUUUUGUGGACUAAGCACUAAGUAACAAGCAAUCAGCUGAUGUUUUUCCUCUUCUCUGCAGCCCAGGACUUUAUUACAAAAAGGUUUUCUACUAUCAAAACCCUUUGGAGAGUAAAACAUGCAUCUGUGUUCUAUCGAAGUGAAGAGGCAGGGAAAUUGUCGGUUCGCUCUUUGUGUCCAAUCAGAUCGUCACUCGUGUCCGUGUUUCCUGUUUUGCCAUGGCAAUCCAUUCAGUCCUUCCGAAAUACGGGAAUAUUUUGUUUUUUUAUUAUUAUUUUUGCAUAGAAAUAAAAUACUUGUAAUGGCACUGUCCGUAUUAUGGUCUG
Messenger RNA from Synchiropus splendidus (mandarinfish), 3450 nucleotides. RefSeq names its product Josephin domain containing 1 (gene josd1). Gene Ontology annotation, molecular function: cysteine-type deubiquitinase activity. Lineage: Eukaryota; Metazoa; Chordata; Actinopteri; Syngnathiformes; Callionymidae. The record is from RefSeq and is a predicted model, not a curated record. Bases 641 to 1411 code for a protein of 256 amino acids. Gene Ontology annotation, biological process: protein deubiquitination. The transcript has 5 exons.